GGUGCUUUUAGUUGACCGUACCAGAAACGGACCUACUGGAGAAACAAAUUCUGCUGUCACGGAUUUGCAGUGAUAAUAGAUUACAAACAGAAUUAGCGAAAACGCCUUUGUAAUACGUACUAAGCAGCUACUGUAUUUUAGCUACUACUCUCAGUUUGAUUAGUUACGGAUCUACAGCGCUAAGCCUUGUCUGACGUUACGUUAUAAAAAACAAUAACAAUGGCUUCUGGGUCGCCGUCGUCCUCUCCGGACACUGCGACUGGCUCAGGUACGGACCCAGCCCGACCAGACACAGGCGAGCCUCUCGGUGGAGCCGGCUCGGACUCCGACUCGGACCUGGGUUUGAGUAAAUUUGACUGUAGCGCCAUGGAAAUGGUGGACCAGCUGGAGGGUGAGGAGCUGGAGCGGGAGUUCGAGUCUGCAGCCGACCGCGUACGAGAUCUGGUUCAGACGGCCAGCAGGGACCAGCUACUGUACCUGUAUGCGCGCUACAAACAGGCAAAAGUUGGAAAGUGCAAUACAUCAAAGCCUGGCUUCUUUGACUUUGAAGGUCAAAGGAAAUGGCAAGCCUGGAAAAAUCUUGGAGAAAUGGGCACAGACCAGGCAAUGCAGGAGUACAUAUCCUUGGUCAAUGUGUUAGACCCUGAAGGCAGCACAAAGGAAAGGCGAACAGAGAGGAGAACAGGCUUCGGAGGGGCAACAGUCAGCUCUCUGUACCAGGAGGAGAUGAUCAGAGAAGAGGACAAGAACAUAUUUGACUACUGCAGAGAAAAUAACAUCGACCACAUCGGCAAGGCCAUCAAUUCGCAGAAAGUCGAUGUCAAUACUAAAGAUGAAGAAGGCAGGGCUCUCCUGCACUGGGCCUGUGACAGGGGACACAAGGAGCUGGUGUCUUUAUUACUGCAGCACAAAGCAGACAUCAACAGCCAGGACAAUGAAGGACAGACAGCGCUACAUUAUGCGUCAGCGUGCGAGUUUGCCGACAUCGUGGAGCUCCUGCUGAACGCUGGCGCCGACCCGUCCAUCAAAGACAUCGAGGGCUCUCUCCCCGAGGAGGUGACUGAAUCCAGUGCCAUCUCCUCCCUCCUGCGUCAGUACACGGCUCCAAAGGGCUAGAAAUCCCCCGCCGGUCGCAGCCCCAGUCCUAGUUUCAUCUCUGCUCCACUUAUGAUCGCUCCUUGAUCCCUGAAGAGACUCUGCUCAACCCCAGAUGUGAGUAGGCCUGAAAUGCAGAAGCUGCGUCCAAACAUCCUGAGGUCAAUUUGAACUCACUGGCCCAUCUUCUCCGUGUUUCAUCAUCCCCUCCACUGGAUAAGACAAAAUAACCGGUAUUUAAUUUCAUCUAAAUGUUGUCUAUUGACACCAUCUGCCCUCUAGGGUAGAGCGAUAAUGAUACUGACACAGUUGAGAUCUGACAACCGGCUGAGACUCGGCUCUACGGAUGUAGCUGAAUCUGAAACAUCUUGUUGUGAGACAGUUGUUGUCAAUUGACGGUAACGGAGGUGACAGGAUUUGUCAGCAGCCUGGUUGAAGGUCUGAGGCUGAAAUUCAAAGCAUUCCCAUCCACUUUAUUUAUCAAUUCAGGAACUUUACAGCGACACAAUAUUUAUUGUUACAGUGAUAUGAAAUAAGAUUUUCUACUUAUCACCCAGCUUCUACCUUUUCAGGAUCGACCCUCUGUAACCAUUUACAUUAUUGGAGAUUUGUUCCCGAGUCAGUUGUGUUGCGUUAAAAUGAAUGCUUUAAUAAUUUGACAGUCAUCAAUAAAAUCUUUGAUCAAUCUG
Molecule: messenger RNA, 1784 nt
Organism: Betta splendens (Siamese fighting fish)
Lineage: Eukaryota; Metazoa; Chordata; Actinopteri; Anabantiformes; Osphronemidae
Gene: acbd6
Product: acyl-CoA binding domain containing 6
Exons: 8
Coding region: 220-1116 (298 amino acids)
Molecular function (GO): fatty-acyl-CoA binding; protein binding
Source: RefSeq, a predicted model, not a curated record